Molecule: messenger RNA, 801 nt
Organism: Fomitiporia mediterranea MF3/22
Lineage: Eukaryota; Fungi; Basidiomycota; Agaricomycetes; Hymenochaetales; Hymenochaetaceae
Exons: 3
Coding region: 1-489 (162 amino acids)
Source: RefSeq, a predicted model, not a curated record
AUGAGGAAUGAAAUGAACGCUGGCCGGAUACACGUGCAAGGCUUGUUAAUAUUUGAGUUGGCAAAGCACGAAGACGACUAUUCUAGUAGAAGGGGGGAGUGUACUCCGCAGUCGAGUGGGCCGGGGGAGCAGGCAGACGACUCUGAGGAGCACGAGGGAUCUAUAGUGGACGACAUCCCAAAGGCGGCAUCCAGUCUCACGCGGGAAACGGCAAGUCAUAGCCGCCCGACUCUCUCCUCUCCUUUCGACCUACUCUCUCUCAUCUUCUCAUCGAGAGCGACAGUGAACACCGCAUACAGACGGACGACAAUGACCGGUAUGAAAAUGGAAAAACGACAAACACAGAGAGCGACGUCAGAGAAUGCGUGUUGGACCUUUGGUGCCUCUCGCAUGCCGGCACAGUGCCCCGGCAUUGCUAUGUCUCUCUUCUUUAAACCUGUCUUAUCCCAUCCAUCUUGCAUCGCUGUUGUCUCUCCUGACAGCGUAUAAUUGCUUGACUUGGUCGACACAUGCGCUCGGGACACCAACUGCGCAUGAUUUUUUGACGUCCCUCCUCCGGCUUUCAUUUUCUUAUCUGUUAUUCGCUUCGUUGUUCUUUCCCUUUCCCCCGGUGAAUUACUUCAUCGCUAUUACUAUUUUGUGAUGUCGGCAUCAUCCACCUCUCGGGUCACCCCGUCUUCGUCCUCACGCACUAGCACUAGUUCUAAUCCUCCCUCUUCCUCUUCCCGCUCCUCCACCAUGUCUUCAGUUAUAUCUAGUAUUACCUCCUCAAUAUUGGCCCCUCCGUCCUCAACAACUAAU